Pseudogymnoascus destructans is the source of this 1783-nucleotide messenger RNA. RefSeq lists its product as uncharacterized. Bases 929 to 1711 code for a protein of 260 amino acids. The transcript is spliced from 2 exons. NCBI's taxonomy places the organism in Eukaryota, Fungi, Ascomycota, Leotiomycetes, Thelebolales, Thelebolaceae. The record is from RefSeq and is a predicted model, not a curated record.
CCUGCAUCCUCAACCUCACCUUUCGUCUCAUCAACUGCACUUCCCAAUCCUACCGCAACCUAUAAAAUGUUAUAUUUGUUCACUUUGGUCCAAUUUCUGCACCGCUCCUGGUGCUGGCCAUCAAAGGCAAACAAUGCACCCUUUCCUGAGCGACGACACCAGUGUCAAGAGAAUUAACCGGAAACUCUGUCUAGUGCGCCCAAGCCGCCGCAAAGCGAGAAGCAGUCCAUCCUACGACUUGGGAUACGUGCUCAGUAUUGGCUACAAUCUUCAUUCACAAUAUGAUAAAUCUGCUCCGGCUGCUGCACCUGUGGCUACGCCAACGUCCAUCACUGUUACGCGACACUUGUGCGCGAAUUGCGGGAACUUUAUUUCAAAGGAGAUGGCGAUGAACUGCAACAAUCCCCUCUAGUGGCUAUUAGAGAACCAAUCAGGCGUAGGUCCAGCGAGUUGUUGCUAGCAUCUGUGCGGAGGACUAGAAGUUCUUCUCAGCGGCGGAGGACUCGUCGCGGUAAAGCUCAACCACUUUCGGAACACUAUGAAUACGAUAGUCAGCAAUCUUCGGAUCUAGAGGGACUCGCCGAGAAAGCAUAUAGGUAUUAUCUCAGCGACGGCGCACCUCUUCAUAAGAGAGAUCGCUCACCAGGGCGCUCGAGACAUAGAUCCUCAAAGUCACAGGUCCAUAGACGAAGAGUGUUAGCGCAGGCUUUGGAGGAUUAUCUUUCCGAGGAUUCCCUGGCCAGAUUCCGUGAAGCCGCCUCAACCAGACGGAAGGAGCGGGAAAGUUUGCCACCACAAAAUGUUCGCAGUGCCCAUCCUGGGAUUCAAGAAGAGUUGAAGAACCUCAAAGACGAUGAGAUGCUUGUUGUCACCGAGCGCUAUGUCUAUCGGCCACAGAAAUCUAUAUCGGCCGUUGGAGAGUUGAGGGAUGAACGGGCGGACCAAGACAGAAAACCACAUCGAGCUUCACAGAGGCUCAUCGGCCAUAAUGAUGUUGCGGAGUAUUUCCCCGAAGAAUGGAGUCGGACUAGAAGCCGUACCGGUCAACACACCAAGUAUCAGCGAAUUCGACCACGCGAUCUGGACGGUGCAGCUCUGCCGAGCGGAACAGGGAGCUCUGAAGCAAGCGUCGACCAGCAGAGUUAUCAUGAAGGCACAAAUAUUCGACCACUCCUCCCACCAGCACCAACACCUCCGAGCGUCUCGACGGCAACCAGUGGAAGCGUGGAUACAUACAGUUACUCCUCACGCGAUACGACAGAGUACACUCCCUCCAACGAGCCACGUGUCUAUCGCCCUUCUCGUCUCCCAGGCGAGCACCAACCUAGUUCUGACUCCGGUUCUUCGCUGCAUGCCGCGUCGCCUCCUGUUGCCGCGGGCUUCGAGACAACAACGCUCGCCUACCCGCAUGAGCUGCGAAUCGCGCAGAUACCGCUCGCCAUCCGUUCGGGAUGCAAAUAGUGGAGGAAGUGAAGGGGCAAGGGUCCCGUCGCGUAGCCGGUCAAGGGAGAGGCUGGUGUUUUACUCUGAGGGAGAGGAGGAGCCAAGCGAUUUAACGGCGAAUGAUCGGAUUGACAAGCGGAGGGUGGCGUUUGGACCGAAUCAGGUGAGGACGAUUAGUAGAGAGUCGUUGGCGUCGGAGGGGAGGCGAGAGAGGGAGAGGGAGCGGGAAAGGGAGUUUGGGGUUGCAGGGAUGAGAUAUGGGCACUAAGAGAGGAAAGAAGAUACAUGGGAGUAUGAUGAGGAGGGUGGAGAUGUGAAUGUCUGACAGAUGAAAGAUGCG